AUGACCGAAGAGUGGAAGGACCACUUAAACGAGAUCUUCUUGAAGGAGUUCUUGAGGGCGCCCUUCAAGGAGAUGUUCAUCGAGAUAAUCAAUGAAAUGCUGAUGACAACUGUUGAAGAUGAUAGUGUGGCUGAGGAGCGAGAGAACCUCUUGAAGAAGAUUUUCUUGAAGGAGUACAAGCUCUUGAGGGUGUUCUCCAAGGGGAUGUUGAACGAGAUAGUCAACGAAAUGGUGAUAUCAACUGAUGAAGAAAGGAAUAAUCUUUUGAAGAGGAUCUUCUUGAAGGAGUUCUUGAAGAAGCUCUCCAAGGAGAGGUUCAACGAGUUUGUCGACAAAGUGCUGCUGUCAACUGAUGAAGACAAAGAGCACACCUCUCCUAGUGAAAAAGCAACAGAGGAAGAAACUACGCAUACGUACAUGUAUAACCCCGUGCCCGGAAAACAUAAGAAGUAUCGGGACGACGAGAAACACUCGACUACUCUACAACGUAUGAAGCGACUCGGGCGGCGUCUGUGCCGCAAACUUGGACUGAAAGAAGUUGGUGGCCUGGCGUUUCCUAUUGAGGAGGAUGGGCCGGUUGUUCGCACGCAGUAUAGCGAUGUGAGAGGGUUGUAUGUGGAGGAUCUAGAAGGGGUUAUCUUCUUUGGUCUUCCUUACGGGGAGCCGCCGGUGGGAGAGUUCCGCUGGAAGCCCCCACGACAGUACAACAGGUCCUGGGCGCCCAAAGUUCGUGACGGGACCGUACCGGGCCCUGGCUGCUACCAAAGCAGAUGCGGACCGAAUGACGGUGACGACGUAUUCCAAUGUCCCCGGGAUAGAAAAGUGAGUGAAGACUGUCUCUAUCUCAACAUCUUUGCCCCACGUACGAUCCUUAACUCUGCUGCUGCUAAGCUACCGAUUUUGUUCUGGAUUCACGGCGGAGAGAACGAACAGGGCAGCGGUUCCGCCUACUUUUACGACGGACGAUUUCUAUCUAACAAGACCAACGCCAUCGUGGUAACCACCAACUACAGACUAGCAGCGUUUGGCUACCUGGUCGCUGGUCAAGGAGAGGACGCGGCAACGGGCAACUACGGCCUUCUUGACCAAGCCGCAGGUUUGCGAUGGGUCAAGGAAAACAUCGGAAGCUUCGGCGGGGAUAAAAACCGCGUGACCGUUUUCGGACAGAGCACGGGGUCAGAUGCGACGUCCACGCUCCUCAUCAGCCCAAAGUUUGCCGACUUGUUCCACCACGCCAUCAUGCUGAGCGUGCCUCUUACCAUUCCUCACAAAAGUCGCUGGGAGGCGCUUCGCCUCGGUGACCACCUUGCUGACAAACUGGGCUGUUCGCACGGGGACAUGAAGUGUCUUCGCUCCAAGAACUCGAGCGCUCUUCAGGCAGGGCUAGACAGAAUGGGGACGUUCUUUUCCAACCCUUACCGUCCGCUAGAGGUGUCAGUAAAGUGGGGACCCGUUGUGGACGGUGAUAUCGUACCUGGUCCUACGGUGGACAGUUUUGCAAAAGGACAUUUCCAGUCAAAGCCUUUUAUCAUAGGAACUACCUCGGAAGAAGCCGUCCUAUACAUCUACAGUCUUUACAACAAGCCGGUGACUUCCCUGGUCACGUUGUACGCCAUUUACGCUGCAUUUGUCCAUCUAAAGGCAGUGGAAGUCUCCAUAGAAUAUCCCACAGAAACGAACACGUCAGACUACCGCCCACACAUGUCCAAGCUCACCACUGAUUGGGUCUUCAAGUGUUCGACUCGUAACGUCAUUCGGAGCGCCGUGAGAAAGGGGAACACCAAUGUGUGGCUGUAUGUGUUUGACCAUGUUUGGUCCUUCCCACACUUGUGGGACUACCAGAAGAACUGUAACGGACACGUGUGCCACGCGGAGGACUUACCCUUCGUGUUCCAGACCACACGCCUUCCGGUGACCAACAUGACCAUGACCGCUGAGGAACAGAAAAUGGCGGACGCCAUUGCUUACUACUACGGCAACUUCGCCCACACCGGGGACCCUAACCAACCUAGCCGAGACGCAGCCGAAACUACCAGGAUGACAAUGCCAGGGACCGCCACCACUUGGCCAAAGUACAACCAAGAAGGGAACUUUCCUUGCCUGAACAUCAGUACUCCUAGCACUUCCCUGAUACAUGACUAUCGGAAGGACAAGUGUGACUUUUGGGAUAGAAUGGACGUGUACAACCUGUAGUUAAAAGUAGUAGUCCUAAUUAUAAGAAUGAUUCUCAUAGAUAAAAUCAUCACUUGCAUAAAUUAUAUAUCAGCUGAUCAUCUUGUCGACCCAAAUUAAAGAGCUGUCGAAAGUAUGACGCUCAUAUCUUGAAAGAGAAGGCUAAUCUCUAGCACUUUUCUUAUCAAUUAUGCAAAUACGAUCCUUAUUAGCAUAAUUCAUAUAAAACUAGAGUUCGGCGACCUCAUACCUCCAUGAAAUAUUCAAGCUUUUGUAAGUUUUAUGCAACAGACUUGCACAUUUUCAUGAUUCAUACAUUGUAGAACACAUCAAAGUGAAAAUUUCUGAAAACUUUCCAGCUUAGGAAGAUUUUAUAGCCACCUUCAUAUUUCGUGGGGAGGGCGCCAUCCAUGCUGAG
This is a messenger RNA of Branchiostoma floridae (Florida lancelet), 2590 nucleotides long. Its product is annotated as crystal protein-like. Bases 1 to 2193 code for a protein of 730 amino acids. NCBI's taxonomy places the organism in Eukaryota, Metazoa, Chordata, Leptocardii, Amphioxiformes, Branchiostomatidae. The record is from RefSeq and is a predicted model, not a curated record. The transcript has 3 exons.